Phalacrocorax carbo (great cormorant) is the source of this 2889-nucleotide messenger RNA. NCBI's taxonomy places the organism in Eukaryota, Metazoa, Chordata, Aves, Suliformes, Phalacrocoracidae. The record is from RefSeq and is a predicted model, not a curated record.
GCGGGUUGGGGGCGGGGGGGGGGGGGCGGCGGGGCCGGGCCCGGCCGCUCCGGCCCUUUGUGUCGGCGAGCGGGGAGCGGCGGGGCUGCGGCGGCGGGACCCCAGAGCCCACCCCACCAGCUGCUUUUCGAAGCCCCCUCCCAUAUAUCACCACCCCCCCACCCAGGAGAGUUGGGGGGGGACACACAGCAGCGACGGAGCCAGGCAGCAUGGAGACCCCAACAACACGACCCCGCUGGCGGCUGCAACCGGAAGGGGUCCGCCGGCGCCCCCCACCCCCCCAGGUCCCCUCGCCGUGCCCGGAGGAGGACACAGAGGGGUCACCGAUGUCCUUGGAGCGGGUGGCCGAGAGACACCGUUGGCCCCGGGGGGAGUGGGCGCGGCGGUUGGUACCGGCGCUGCACGGCGGCGGUGCCGGCACGGAGAUGCGCCGCUUGCGCUUCCGCCAAUUCCGGUACCAGGAGGCGUCGGGACCGCGGGACGUUUGGCGGCGGUUACGGGAGCUGUCGCAGGGUUGGUUACGGCCAGAGGUGCGGAGCAAGGAGCAGAUCAUGGAGCUGCUGGUGCUGGAGCAAUUCCUCAGCAUCCUUCCCGAGGAAAUCCAGAGCUGGGUGUGGGUGCGGCAUCCCGAAUCCUGCGCCCAAGCCGUCGCCUUGGCCGAGAGCUUCCAGUUGGGACAGGGCGAUCCCGAUGGGAUUUGGGAGCAGCAGGUGACGGUGCGUGUGAAGGUGGAGGAGGUGGCUCCAGGGGACGCAGAGGAUCCUGAAACGGUGGGGGACCCACCGAGCCCCCCAUCGGAGUCACCCCAGCUCCCCUCCGGGGACAGCUGGCGGGAGGACGUGGCCUGGGGCAAGGUCAAGUUUGUCCCCGAGGAAGAUGAGCGGCACCUGCAGGAAACAGGUCCCACCAUGGCAAGCAGAGACCCGGAGGCAUCCCUUUUGCAAGAGCAAGACCCCCCGCACCCACCCAGCACCCUCCGGGGCAUCCCGGCAGUCAGGACCCCCGCCCGGAGAGGGUCCCACCGGCAACAGAUCCCACGGGAUCCCACCACCUUCCCACAGCCCCUUUCCCAAGGCCUGCCGGGACCGACGGAGGGCACCGGGAGCCCGGAGAAGCCCUGGGGGAAGCCGGAGCCGUCGGCGCAGGGGAAGGACCGUCCGUACCCCUGCGGCGAGUGCGGCAAGAGCUUCGGCCGGUUGACCCACCUGAAGACCCACCAGCGAACGCACACGGGGGUGAAGCCCUACGCCUGCGGGGCUUGCGGCAAGAGCUUCGGGCACCUCUCCACCCUCACCACCCACCAGCGGCUGCACACGGGCGAGCGUCCCUACGCCUGCGGCUCCUGCGGCAAGACCUUCACCAACCCCUCGGACCUCAACAAGCACCAACGGUCGCACACGGGGGAGCGCCCCUACCCUUGCGCCGCCUGCGGCAAACGCUUCAGCCAACAAUCCAACCUCACCAUGCACCAACGGAGCCACACCGAGGAGCGACCCUACCCCUGCGCCGCCUGCGGCAAGAGCUUCAAGUACUUGGCAGACCUGACGGUGCACGAGCGCUCGCACACGGGCGAGAGACCCUUCCCCUGUCCCCACUGCGGGAAGAGCUUCAGCAACAAGUCCUCCCUUGCUCGGCACACGCGUAUCCAUGCCCGGGCGGCCGCCAGGGACAAAUGAUGAGGUUUGGUGGUGGGGAGGAGGAGGAGGAGGGCGGCACCUCUUCAUCCCCGGUGAUGGGUGAUCACCACAGGGGGCGGACGGUUGAGGUUGGGUGGGCGAGGUAGACCUGGUGGCCGCUCAGGGUGGCCGGUGCGGGUUUCAUCGCCACCCGGCACCGCGGGCAGCCUGGAGGAGCCGCGGCGUGGCUGGGGGUAAAGACAAGCUGGUGACUGACGUUCCUCCACGAGCCUGGUGGCUCCAGGAUGCAGCUCGUGGUCCCAGGGAUGUGCUGUGGGCGAUGAGCUGGUGAUUGAUGCCCUCCAUGAGCCUGGUGGCUCCAGGACAUGUCUCCCCUGGUCCUGCAGGAGAUGCAGCGUGGCUGGGGGCGCCGACAAGCUGAUGACUGAUGUCCCCCACGAGCCUGGUGGCUCCAGGAUGCGUCUCCCUGGUCCUGCAGGAGAUGCAGCGUGGCUGGGGGCGCCGACAAGCUGAUGACUGAUGUCCCCCACGAGCCUGGUGGCUCCAGGAUGCGUCUCCCUGGUCCUGCAGGAGAUGCAGCGUGGCUGGGGGCGCCGACAAGCUGAUGACUGAUGUCCCCCACGAGCCUGGUGGCUCCAGGACGUGUCUCCCCUGGUCCUGCAGGAGAUGCAGCGUGGCUGGGGGCGCCGACAAGCUGAUGACUGAUGUCCCCCACGAGCCUGGUGGCUCCAGGACGUGUCUCCCCUGGUCCUGCAGGAGAUGCAGCGUGGCUGGGGGCGCCGACAAGCUGAUGACUGAUGUCCCCCACGAGCCUGGUGGCUCCAGGACAGCGUCCCAACGGAGGUGGACCACGGAUGGGGAUGAAGACGAACUGCUCAUCGAUGUCCCCCAUGAGCCUGGUGGCUCCCUGGUCCCUCGCCCACCUCCAGGCACAUCCACCUCCCCUCCACCCUAACCCCACCGCCAGGACACCCCGUCUCCCCCCAGCCCCCUCCGAUUACAACUCACCUUUUUUUUUCCCCCCCCUCCCCUUUUUGGUAUAUUUAUUCAUCACGGCGAGCGCCGUCCGCUUAAAUUUCAAGAGACCAACCUACCUCACGGGCCGCUUGCCCGGGCGCCCAGGGCUGGACGCGGGCGCCGGGGUGGCUCGGGCAGCCCUUCGCGCCUCUGUUUCCCUCCUCCCGGCGGGUUCGUCUGUGUCCCCCCCCCAAUUUCUGCCCUCCCCCCUUCCUGUAACGACAGUUUUAGCCCA